GACGGGGUUGGCUCUCUCAAAGCAUGCCCGACUCGCCCGCGCGCGUCCUCGUCGUCUACGGCUCCGAGGGCGGCAACGCGCGCCGCGCCAUCACAAAGUGCGUCCGCGCGUGGGAGCGGGAGUGCGACGGCAGCUACGCCGUCGAGCGCGUCGUGGCGGGUUGCGAGCUCGACUGCCCCGUGGAUGAGCUCGCCUCGCGCUACGAGGUGCUCAUCGUCGCAACCUCGUCCUUUGGCGAGGGCGACCCGCCGGAGAACUACCUCCCCUUCCUGCUCGGCCUGCUGCGCGCAAAGGAGGCGGCGGCCCGAGGCGGCGGCGGCGGCGGCCCGCCGCUGCGGGGCCUGCAGCACGCCGUCCUCGGGUUUGGGCAGUCCGUCUUCGCGACGUACCAGAACUGCCCGCGCUGGACCGACAAGCUGCUUGGCGAGCUCGGGUCGCGCCGCUUCGUCCGGCGGGUCGAGGUGGACGAGGCGAACGACGAGGCGCCGGCGGACGAGGGCGGCGACUACUUCGGCUCGGGCGGCGCGGGGAGCGUUCGCGACGUGGGCGCGCUGCCCGAGGGGGCGCUCGACCCGGACGCCGGCCUCGAGCGGCGGCGCGGCGUCGACCGCUUCCGGUUCGAGGUGCAGUGGGCGCUGACGCACGCGCGGGACACGGCGGGCGAGCCUCCUGUCUGCGGCUGGGGGCGGAACUGCUCGAGGCGGCCGCACUCCUCCGCGCACGGUGAGAGGAAGGAGGAGCCAGCGCGGCCCGAGGUCGUCCGCGACAGGGCCCUCCUCGCCGGCCCUCUCCUUCGGCUCCUCCUCGCGGGCGCGGCGGCCGCCGCCGCCGCCGCCGCCGCCGCCGCCGCCGCCGGGUACGAGCUGCGGCUCGCGUGGUGAGAGGCUUGCGCAGGCGGCACGCACUCCUCGCCCUCCGGCACUGAGAGCGAGCGUGGCGGUGCGAGCGCGUCCGCGGGCACGACUGAGACAGUGCCCGCCUUCGCCGUCGCUUCCCUAGCUUCCGAAUCCGAAGGUCUCGUGUGUGCACUCAGUUCUCUCUCUUGCAUGAGGACGAGGUCACUGCACGCGUGCGAGUCUGUGGUGGGAUCCAUGCGCAUGAUUGAUGUCUCCGAUGUGGCGCAUAUUGCAUGCACGACCUGAUGUCAGGGUGUCGGCCAUUAUCUAC
Molecule: messenger RNA, 1167 nt
Organism: Emiliania huxleyi CCMP1516
Lineage: Eukaryota; Haptophyta; Isochrysidales; Noelaerhabdaceae
Exons: 4
Coding region: 24-881 (285 amino acids)
Cellular component (GO): cytosol
Molecular function (GO): oxidoreductase activity; flavin adenine dinucleotide binding; FMN binding
Source: RefSeq, a predicted model, not a curated record